AUGCUGAACGCAAGAAGCGUCCUGGUGACAGGAUCCAACCGGGGCAUUGGCCUGGAGCUGAUCCGGCAGCUGCUGGGGAACAGCAAGCGGCCAGAAUGGAUCUUUGCAACCUGCCGGGACCCGGAAGGACCACAUGCCCAGGAGCUGAAGGGUUUGGCUGGAAAGCAUCGUGAAGUGAAGAUCAUCCCCCUCGAGGUUACAAAUCCAUCCAGCAUCCAAACCGCCGCCACUGAAGUAACUGAAAAGCUGCAAGGAGCCGGGCUGAAUCUCCUGAUCAACAAUGCUGCGAUUAUAAGGCCAAGCACUCUCGAAUCGGAGACAGCAGAGGACAUGUUUGAGGUUUACAAAAACAACACAAUAGGGCCCAUGCUGGUGACCCAGACAUUCCUGCCCUUGCUGAGGAAGGCGUCUCAAGAAAGCCCCCAGAAAGGGAUGAGUUGUAGCAAAGCUGCCAUUGUCAACGUGUCCAGUGAAGGAGGCUCCAUCGCUAAUGUCUACGCAUGGGAUCUUGGGCAUUUCAUUAAUUACCGCUGUAGUAAGGCUGCUCUGAACAUGCUCACUCGGUGCCAGUCGCUGGGAUAUGCAGAAGAUGAGAUCCUGUGCGUUGCAUUGCACCCUGGAUGGGUGCAAACGAACAUGGGAGUUUCAAACGGGCAGGCCCCCUUGGCAGCAGAUGCAAGCGCGGGAGCCAUCCUGAACACCCUUGGCCAUCUUUCUGAGAAAGACAACAGCACUUUUGUGAACUGGGAGGGGGCAGGCGUGCCUUGGUGA
Molecule: messenger RNA, 771 nt
Organism: Gekko japonicus
Lineage: Eukaryota; Metazoa; Chordata; Lepidosauria; Squamata; Gekkonidae
Product: C-factor-like
Exons: 6
Coding region: 1-771 (256 amino acids)
Source: RefSeq, a predicted model, not a curated record